Messenger RNA from Sorex araneus (European shrew), 3561 nucleotides. RefSeq names its product mitogen-activated protein kinase kinase kinase 6 (gene MAP3K6). Gene Ontology annotation, biological process: protein phosphorylation; cellular response to stress; MAPK cascade. The coding region runs from base 3 to 3545 and encodes 1180 amino acids. NCBI's taxonomy places the organism in Eukaryota, Metazoa, Chordata, Mammalia, Eulipotyphla, Soricidae. Gene Ontology annotation, molecular function: MAP kinase kinase kinase activity; ATP binding. The transcript is spliced from 28 exons. The record is from RefSeq and is a predicted model, not a curated record.
ACAUGGUGGUGCUGGAGGUGAGCGGCUCCCUGGCGCAGCCCUCACUGUUUUACCACCUGGGCGUGCGUGAGAGCUUCAGUAUGACCAACAACGUGCUCCUGUGCUCCCAGGCCGACCUGCCAGACCUACAGGCCAUGCGGGAGGAUGUUUUCCAGAAGAACUCGGACUGCAUUGGCAGUUACACACUGAUCCCCUAUGUGGUGACGGCCACCGGUCGGGUGCUGUGUGGUGAUGCAGGCUUGCUGCGGGGCCUGGCUGACGGGCUGCUCCAGGCCGGGGUGGGCACCGAGGCCCUACUCACUCCCCUGGUGGGCCGGCUUGCCCGCCUGAUGGAGGCCAUGCCCACGGACUCUUGUGGCUAUUUCCGGGAGACCAUUCGGCAGAAUAUCCGGCAGGCCCGGGAGCGGUUCAGUGGACAGCAGCUACGGCGGGAGCUGGCGCGCCUGCAGCGGAGGCUGGACAGUGUGGAGCUUCUGAGCCCUGACAUCAUCAUGAACCUGCUGCUCUCCUACCGAGACGUGCAGGACUACUCAGCCAUCAUUGAGCUGGUGGAGACGCUGCAGGCCUUGCCCACCUAUGACGUGGCCGAACAGCACAAUGUCUGCUUCCACUAUACAUUCGCCCUCAAUCGAAGGAACAGGCCUGGGGACCGGGAGAAGGCACUGGCCGUGCUGCUGCCGCUGGUCCAGCUGGAGGGCUCUGUGGCACCCGACCUUUACUGCAUGUGUGGUCGCAUCUACAAGGACAUGUUCUUCAGCUCUGGCUUCCAGGAAGCCAGCCACCGUGAGCAGGCCUUCCACUGGUACCGCAAGGCCUUCGAUGUGGAGCCCAGCCUGCACUCGGGCAUCAACGCGGCUGUGCUGCUCAUCGCGGCUGGCCAGCGCUUCGAGAACUGUGAGGAGCUCCAGCUCAUAGGCAUGAAGCUGGGCUGCCUGCUGGCCCGGAAAGGCUGUGUGGAGAAGAUGCAGUAUUACUGGGAUGUGGGCUUCUACCUGGGAGCCCAGAUCCUCGCCAAUGACCUCGCCCAGGUGGCGAUGGCCGCAGAGCAGCUGUACAAGCUCAAUGCCCCCAUAUGGUACCUGGUGUCAGUGAUGGAAACCUUCCUGCUGUACCAGCACUUCCGGCCCAGCCCAGAGCCUCAGGGAGGACCCCCGCGCCGAGCCUACUUCUGGCUCCACUUUUUGCAACAAUCCUGCCAGCCGCUCAAGACAUCCUGUCCCCAAGGGGACCAGUGCUUAGUGCUGGUCCUGGAGAUGAACAAGGUCCUGCUGCCCGCCAGGCUGGAGGUUCAGGGCACAGAGCAGGGGGGCACCGUGACUCUGAGCCUGAUGGAGCCCGAGAGCCAGGAUGCUGGGACCAGCAGGACAUUGCCAGUGGCCUCCAUCUGCGGUGUGAGCGCGUCCAAGCGUGACGAGCGCUGCUGCUUCCUCUACGGGCUCCCACCGGCUCAGGACGUGCAGCUCUGCUUCCCCAGCGUUGGCCACUGCCAGUGGUUCUGCGGCCUGAUCCAGGCCUUGGUGACAAAUCCGGAUUCCGAGGCAUCUGCGGAGGAGGCCGAGGGCGUGAGGGAGGUCCUGGAGUUUGAUUAUGAGUACACGGAGUCGGGCGAGCGGCUGGUGCUGGGCAAGGGCACGUACGGGGUGGUGUACGCGGGCCGCGAGCGGCGCACGCGCGUGCGCAUCGCUAUCAAAGAGAUCCCCGAGCGCGACAGCAGAUUCUCUCAGCCCCUGCAUGAAGAGAUCGCGCUGCACAGACGCCUGCGCCACAAGAACAUCGUGCGCUAUUUGGGCUCAGCCAGCCAGGGCGGCUACCUCAAGAUCUUCAUGGAGGAAGUGCCUGGAGGAAGUCUGUCCUCUUUGCUGCGGUCGGUGUGGGGACCCCUGCAGGACAACGAGAGCACCAUCAGUUUCUACACACGCCAAAUCCUGCAGGGACUCAGCUACCUACACGACAACCGCAUCGUGCACCGAGACAUCAAGGGGGACAAUGUACUGAUCAACACCUUCAGUGGGCUGCUCAAGAUUUCUGACUUUGGCACCUCCAAGCGACUGGCAGGCAUCACACCAUGCACAGAGACAUUCACAGGGACCCUGCAGUAUAUGGCCCCGGAAAUCAUCGACCAGGGCCCCCGGGGGUAUGGGAAGGCAGCUGACAUCUGGUCAUUGGGCUGCACUGUCAUCGAGAUGGCCACAGGCCGCCCACCCUUCCAUGAGCUCGGGAGCCCACAGGCUGCCAUGUUUCAGGUGGGCAUGUUCAAGGUGCACCCACCAAUGCCCAGUUCUCUGUCAGCUGAGGCACAAGCCUUCCUCCUCCGAACUUUUGAAGUGGACCCCCACCUUCGAGCCAGUGCUCAGGCACUGCUGGGGGAUCCCUUCCUGCAGCCUGGGAAGAGGAGCUGCAGCCCUGGCUCCCCCCGACGUGCUCCGCAGCCCUCAGAUGCUACCUCAUCCAGCCCCACUCCUUCAGUGGACUCGGCCACCCAGUCCCAGACAUUCCCGCACCCUCAGGCACCCUUUCAGCACCCGCCUAGCCCCCCAAAGCGCUGCCUCAGCUAUGGGGGCACCAGCCAGCUCCGGGUCCCCGAGGAGCCAGGGGCUGAAGAACCAGCAUCUCCCCAGGAGAGCUCGGGGCUGAGCCUGCUGCACCAAGAGAGCAAGCGCCGGGCUAUGCUGGCUGCGGUGCUGGAGCAGGAGCAGCACAGCCUGGCGGAGAAUCUGCGCUCAGAGCAGGAACAGGAUUCCUGUCUGGGCAGGAAUCACGUGCAGCAGCUACUGCGCUGCCUUGGGGCACACAUCCACACUCCCAACCGCCGACAGCUGGCCCAGGAGUUGCGAGCACUGCAAGGACAGCUGCAGACCCAGGGCCUUGGGCCUGCGCUUCUGCAGGGACCUCUCUUUGCCUUUCCGAAUGCGGUGAAGCAAAUCCUCCGCCGGCGCCAGAUCCGCCCACACUGGAUGUUUGUGCUGGAUUCGCUGCUCAGCCGUGCUGUGCGAGCUGCCUUGGCGGUGCUGAGCCCAGAGGUGAAGGAAGAAGCAAUCCCUCCGAGGUCAGAGGAACCGAGUAAAGAAGAGGCGUCCCAGCCAGAGCAGCUGGAGACGGUGGUCCAGCCCAGCCCUGCCCCUGUGGAACCUGAGCAGGACUCCCCACUUCUGAUGGUGCAGCUGAGCCUCUUAAGAGCAGAAACGGAUAGACUCCGAGAUGUGCUGGCUGAGAAAGAGCGAGAGUGCCACGACCUGGUGCAGCAGGCUCUCCAGCAGGUGAAGGGACAGGCUGAGAACUCUGCUGUGGCCUCGCAGCCCUCAGCCGCUCUCCUGGGGGACCAGAACCUGGUGCAGUGGCUACAGGAACUGAACGUGGAUGCAGGAACCAUCCAGACGCUCCUGAGUCACAGCUUCACCCUCCACAUCCUCCUGACCUGUGCCAGCCGAGACGACCUCAUCUACACCCGCAUCAGGGGAGGGAUGGUGUGUCGCAUCUGGAGAGCCAUCUUGACACAGCGAGCGGGAUCCACGGCAGCGGCCCUUGGUUCCCGAGAGGCGGAGUAAAGGCAGCAGAGGCAGG